Molecule: messenger RNA, 369 nt
Organism: Trypanosoma grayi
Lineage: Eukaryota; Euglenozoa; Kinetoplastea; Trypanosomatida; Trypanosomatidae
Exons: 1
Coding region: 1-369 (122 amino acids)
Source: RefSeq, a predicted model, not a curated record
AUGACGAAUACGCGGCGUUUUUUUUUUGUUUUGGAGGGGGAUGCGUUGCGGCAUGAGACGAUGACUCUGGCGCGGUUGGACGCAAGCCGUGUCGGUUUCAACCUUCUGCCGUGGAACCACACCGUCGCAUACAUGAAAGAAGCAGCCGCGCGGCCUCUUGAGUGUUCUUCCCCAGAGCUUCUCCCUCACGGUCUCAGAUCGUCUCCUCCUGGAGUCUAUUUCCGCCGCGUGGAUGGUGGCUAUGAAAGCAGUGACCCGAUAAAACCAGUUUCGAAGUCUGAUUUGCUGUUCUUUUGGGUGUGGAGUAACGUUGGCUCUGCGCUUUCCCUAAGCGGUUUAGAUAUCGGCGCAUGUGUGCAGCCAUGCUGA